AUAACUCUCUAUCUUUUACCAAAGUAUUAAGUCUCAAGCACAGUGGCUAGGUGCCCCAGAUAAUUCACUUUGGUCUUAUUAGAAAGAUUAGUGAAGUCUGUUCUGCACCCUACCAUUGUCUAUUCUACCAUUUUCUCUUCUCUGCCAAGAACCAAAACAAACCAAAUCACCACUGCAAAAGUUAAAACAAGGCAUAAAUUAACACCCGCUUUUUUUUUUUCUUUUGUUCAACCCAUUAAUUAUAAAUCUGGUGUCUUUUUAUUACAAGGGUUAGAUUUUGGGGUGGUUGGUUUUAAGAUCAUGGAUUUGGAAUUCUUGCAAUCUGUGGAUGUUCAGAUUCUUGCUGGUGUAGCAGUAGCUGUUUUAGCCAUUGUUGUUGCUGUUGCUUAUCUGUUUUCCUCUAGGAAAUUCAAAGGCUGUCUAGAUCCAGAGAAUUUCAAAGAGUUUAAACUUGUCAAGCGCCAGCAGCUGAGCCAUAAUGUGGCAAAGUUCACAUUUGAACUUCCUACUCCUACUUCAGUUUUGGGUCUUCCCAUUGGACAGCAUAUAAGCUGCAGGGGCAAGGAUAGCCAAGGUGACGAGGUUAUUAAACCAUAUACACCUACAACAUUGGAUUCUGAUGUUGGUUAUUUUGAAUUAGUUAUUAAGAUGUAUCCUCAAGGAAGGAUGUCAUACCAUUUCAGAGAGAUACAUGUUGGUGAUUAUCUUGCUGUGAAGGGACCCAAGGGGCGGUUCUCAUAUCAACCCGGUCAAGUUAGAGCAUUUGGGAUGAUUGCUGGAGGCUCUGGCAUUACUCCAAUGUUCCAAGUAGCCAGAGCCAUAUUGGAGAACCCAAAAGACACGACAAAUGUACACCUUAUUUACGCAAAUGUCACAUAUGAGGACAUUCUUUUGAAGGAAGAGUUGGAUAGCCUUGUUGCCAAAUACCCUGGUCGCUUCAAAGUCUACUAUGUUUUGAACCAGCCUCCUGAAGUAUGGGAUGGUGGUGUUGGCUAUGUGUCAAAGGAAAUUAUUCAAACCCAUUGCCCCGCACCGGCACCUGAUAUCCAGAUUCUAAUGUGUGGCCCGCCACCCAUGAACAAGGCCAUGGCUGGACACCUUGAAGCUCUUGGAUAUUCAACCGAUAUGCAGUUCCAAUUCUGAUCCCUCUAGACGAGGUCAAGCUCCACUCGACUGUUAUUUAUCUUGUUCAUUGGUGCGAACAAAGCCAUUUGUUAUGUGCUCUUCUCCUGUUCUAAUAGGAACUUUUUAAGCAUUUGGAGCCAAUGGCCACUUGUUAUAAGGGUUUACCAUGACCCAUGUACUGGAAUAAUUUAGAUUUAGUGAAGCAAGUGAGCUAUUUUCCUUUUAUUUUUUAAAUAAAAUGAAGCUAGUGAAUUCAGCAACCUCAUUCUGCAACUUUUAUAAGUAGAAAUUGUCCCCAUUUUGAUGUUACUAUUGAGGAAAAGAUCAGUCAACAUUAUCCCAUUUUGAUGUUACUAAUGAAGAAAAGAUCAGCAAAUAUUAUCCCAGCAAGAAGAUGACAAUGUAGCUCAGUAGCAGAGUUGCUU
This is a messenger RNA of Durio zibethinus, 1550 nucleotides long. Its product is annotated as NADH--cytochrome b5 reductase 1-like. NCBI's taxonomy places the organism in Eukaryota, Viridiplantae, Streptophyta, Magnoliopsida, Malvales, Malvaceae. The record is from RefSeq and is a predicted model, not a curated record. Gene Ontology annotation, biological process: electron transport chain. Gene Ontology annotation, molecular function: cytochrome-b5 reductase activity, acting on NAD(P)H.